AUCAUUCAGCCCUCAGACUGGGCUGGGUAGGUCUGAGAGUUAGGGAAAGUCCGUUCCCACUGCCCUCGGGGAGAGAAGAAAGGAGGGGGCAAGGGAGAAGCUGCUGGUCAGACCGUCGGACCCACAAUGAAAACGCUCCUUCUUUUGCUGCUGGUGCUCCUGGACCUGGGAGAGGCCCAAGGAUCACUUCACAGGGUGCCCCUCAGGAGGCAUCCGUCCCUCAAGAAGAAGCUGCGGGCACGGAGCCAGCUCUCUGAGCUCUGGAAAUCCCAGAAUUUGGACAUGAUCCAGUUCACCGAGUCCUGCUCAAUGGACCAGAGUGCCAACGAACCCCUCAUCAACUACUUGGAUAUGGAAUACUUCGGCACUAUCUCCAUUGGCUCCCCACCACAGAACUUCACUGUCAUCUUCGACACUGGCUCCUCCAAUCUCUGGGUCCCCUCUGUGUACUGCACCAGCCCAGCCUGCAAGACGCACACCAGGUUCCAGCCUUCCCAGUCCAGCACGUACAGCCAGCCUGGGCAAUCUUUCUCCAUUCAGUAUGGAACCGGGAGUUUGUCCGGGAUCAUUGGAGCUGACCAAGUCUCUGUGGAAGGACUGACUGUGGUUGGCCAGCAGUUUGGAGAAAGUGUCACAGAGCCAGGCCAGACCUUUGUGGAUGCAGAGUUUGAUGGAAUUCUGGGCCUGGGAUACCCCUCCUUGGCUGUGGGAGGAGUGACUCCAGUGUUUGACAACAUGAUGGCUCAGAACCUGGUGGACUUGCCAAUGUUUUCUGUCUACAUGAGCAGUAACCCAGAAGGUGGUGCGGGGAGUGAGCUGAUUUUCGGAGGCUACGACCACUCCCAUUUCUCUGGGAGCCUGAAUUGGGUCCCAGUCACCAAGCAAGGCUACUGGCAGAUUGCGCUGGAUAACAUUCAGGUGGGAGGCACUGUGAUGUUCUGCUCCGAGGGCUGCCAGGCCAUUGUGGACACAGGGACUUCCCUCAUCACUGGCCCUUCCGACAAGAUUAAGCAGCUGCAAAAUGCCAUCGGGGCAGCCCCCGUGGAUGGAGAAUAUGCUGUGGAGUGUGCCAACCUUAAUGUCAUGCCGGAUGUCACCUUCACCAUCAACGGAGUCCCCUACACCCUCAGCCCAACUGCCUACACCCUGCUGGACUUCGUGGAUGGAAUGCAGUUCUGCAGCAGCGGCUUUCAAGGACUUGACAUCCACCCUCCAGCUGGGCCCCUCUGGAUCCUGGGGGAUGUCUUCAUUCGACAGUUUUACUCGGUCUUCGACCGUGGGAAUAACCGUGUGGGACUGGCCCCAGCAGUCCCCUAAGGAGGGGCCUUGUGUCUGUGCCUGCCUGU
Molecule: messenger RNA, 1346 nt
Organism: Mandrillus leucophaeus (drill)
Lineage: Eukaryota; Metazoa; Chordata; Mammalia; Primates; Cercopithecidae
Gene: CTSE
Product: cathepsin E
Exons: 9
Coding region: 127-1317 (396 amino acids)
Biological process (GO): proteolysis
Cellular component (GO): endosome
Molecular function (GO): aspartic-type endopeptidase activity
Source: RefSeq, a predicted model, not a curated record